UGGGGAUGACGUGAGCGGAAUUACGAGAUGUCAUAUGAUCGACAGCCUUCCCAUUCAGGAACCAUCGAACUUGUCGCGGCUCGGACUUUGAAGUCGAGCCAUUCAUGGCCCCGUUCAUUCCCAUCACCGUCAUCACUGGAUUCCUUGGGGCGGGGAAAACGACACUGAUUCUCUCUCUGCUACCACAGCUUCCUUCAGAUUACAAGGUUGUAUUGCUGAAGAAUGAAUUUGGUGACGUUGAAGUGGAUAGCAAGCUGGCGGCACAAUCUAGUCUGACCGCUGUCAGCGAAAUUCUCAAUGGUUGCAUGUGCUGUGUCCUAGUUGGUCAAAUGCAGAAUGCGUUGUUAGAGAUCAAAGAUAAAUAUACCCCAGACCGUAUCAUAAUUGAAUGCUCUGGGUCAGCUUUCCCCGCGACGCUGGCAUUUCAGAUACGCGAAUUGGAACGUGAGACCGGCGGGGGUCUUAGAUUGGAUGCUAUCGUUACAGUAAUAGAUGCGGAAAACUUUACAGGUUAUGAAGAUACCUCACCAACUGCAAAGAUGCAGUCUAGUUAUACCGACAUGAUCCUUAUCAACAAGUGGGAACAUGUCUCAGAGCGACAAUUAGAUAUCGUGUUAGACCAUUUGGGGACGUUGAAUGACCUUACCCCCAAAAUUAGAUGCCAAGGAAAGCAGGGUGUAGAUCCCAAGCUGAUUCUUGGGUUAGAGACGAAACUUUUCAUGGAAGCGGAAGAUUACAAGGACGUGACUCACCAAGAUGAAGUCGAGACUGUAACAAUUCUGCGAGGGGCCGACAAAUCGGUACACCACCAUCACAAUUGCGAUUCUCAUGCCAAUGGACAUGUUGACGAAGAAGUUACUGGGUCCGAGAAGUCGGAGGAAGGUAUUACACAGGAGCAGCUGCAGACGGCACUAGAUUCUCUUUCGAAGGAGAGCGUGUGGAGGGUAAAGGGAUUCGUACGCUUCGGCUCUCAGGAAGUAUACAUAUUAAACUGGGCAUUUGGGCGACAUGAGUUGACCGUGCUAAGGGGCACACACAAAGAGAGAGCAGCUAUCCGGUUGACGGCUAUGGGAGAAAGGGGGGAAGUGAAGAGGGCGGUAAGAGCAUUCGCCGGUGCUCUUGGUGCUAGGAUCGGAUAAUCCGUCGACGGUCCGCGGCUCGCAAAUGAUGUCUAGACACUGCUAUUGCUUCCGUAUGAUAUUUUGAUCACGUGAAUGGUUUCUUGCGAAUUC
Desarmillaria tabescens is the source of this 1232-nucleotide messenger RNA. RefSeq names its product cobW-domain-containing protein. The record is from RefSeq and is a predicted model, not a curated record. Bases 105 to 1139 code for a protein of 344 amino acids. The transcript is spliced from 6 exons. Lineage: Eukaryota; Fungi; Basidiomycota; Agaricomycetes; Agaricales; Physalacriaceae. Gene Ontology annotation, cellular component: cytoplasm.